AUGAUCACAUUUCCGGAAUAUAAAAUAAAUAAUCAAACAAUUUUACAAGAACAAUUUGAUGAAACUUAUGAACCAACUCAAGAAGAAAUUCGUGAAUAUGCGAUUUAUAUUGGUAUUGAUCCUGAGAAAGAACCUAAUCUUCUUUGGUUAGCGAAAGAAGGUAUUUUAAAACCAUUACCACCUGGAUGGAAACCAUGUCAAGAAGAGAAUGGUGAAUUAUAUUAUUUUAAUUUUGAUACUGGUAAAUCAUCAUGGGAUCAUCCAUGUGAUGAAAUUUAUAAAGCACAUGUUGUUGAAGAACGCCGAAAACAAUCAUCAUCAUCAAAUCUACUUGAUACAAAUCCAAGAGGUACUCUUACUAAAACAGAUUCAUCGACUGUAAGUGAUUAUAUAUCAGGCGGGAAAAGACCAUAUACAAUGGGAAAUAAUUAUAAUACACCUGUCGUUACAAGAAAUGUCGUACAAGGGAAUAAAAUUGAUUCUCAAUAUGUUAACAGUGAUAAUGAUGAAAUUGAAGAAGAAUUAAUAAAUAGUGAAGAUGAUGAUGAUGAACAAAGUAGUGAUGAUUUUCGAAGAAGAGUUGAUUUUGGUAUAGAUCCAUUACUUUCUGCACGUAUUGAACAUGGUGAAAAAGAAGCUAUUACAGCAUCUGCACUUGCUGCAUCCCGUUCAUUAAAUUCAAUGGAAAAUACUGAUAAAAAACAUGAUUAUCAAAACGAUUUUGAUGAUGAUGAUGAAGAUAAUGAACGUAAAAGACGUGCAGAUUUAGCUGCUGAAGCUGCACUACGUCGUCUAUCAAAUGGAACCGUACAUAAACCAGAAACUACUUUAACUAAUGAAGAUACAUUUAUUACUCCACGUGAAGAAGUUGAUUUAACAAAACUUCGAAUGCGACUUGAACAAUCUACGAAUGAAGAAAAAUUACAAAUACUUGAAGAGAAUGAUAAAUAUCUUGAAAGAUUAAGAAAUGAAUUACGUUCAGAUAAAGAAAAACAAGAACGAACAUUACGUGAUAAAAUGAAAGCUGAUUUAAAUUCAAUUGAAAAUGAUAUACGUGAUAGUAUUGUACAAGAAAAAAAAUUAUUAGAAAUUCGAAAACAAGAAGAAAUCAAUCAAAUGAAACAAACAAUUGAAAGAGAAAAAGAUGAACUUCAAAAAAAAUUACGGGCAAGUAUGCAAUCUGAUCUCGAUGUGUAUAAAGGUACACUUGAACAACAAAGUAAUCUAAGUUCACAACUUCGUUCUGUACAAGAUAAACUUGCACGAGAUAAAAAUGAUUAUGAAGAGAAAUUACGUCAAAUGGAAAAUCGACAUAAAAAUGAAAUUGAUGAUUUGACUCGACGUUAUGAACAAGCGAAAGCAGAUAGAGAUAAAUUAGAAAAACAUAUGAAAGAGAAAGAUAAUCUUCAUUCAACAUUACAACGAACAAUAGAUCAACUACGUGCAGAUAAAGCAUCUGUUGACCGAAAAUUACAAGAUGCUGAAGUACAAUUGAAAGCAAUUGAUGAUAGUAAUCGACAAAUGAAAUCAUCAAUUGUUCGUAAAUCAUUGACAACAAGUAAUCAUAAUCAAAAUGAAGAUGACGAUGAUGAUGAUGAAAAUUUAACUACAGAAGGAUCUGUUAAUAAACAUCAAAAUGGUUAUCAUGAUGAUGAUGAAAUUGAUCGAUUAAGUGAUACAGAUAGUGAUGUAGUUGAAAUGGAACAAACAUUAAAACAAUUACGACGAACUCAACUUGAAUAUAUGUCAUUACUUCCAAUAUCAAAUAUAAAUGAUAAACAAAAUCAACAUAUGAAAACAUCAACAAUUGAUUUUACGAAAUUAUCUGUUGCUGAUGUUGGUCCAGCUGUAAGAAAUAUUCGUACAAUUAAUCGUAAUACUCCAAGAUUGUAUGAAUCUAUUGAAACAACAACACCAGCAAAUCAAUUAUUAACUGAUACAGGACGUUGGUCAAAUAGUAUGGUAUCAACAUUGAGUAAUAAUACAAAUUCAGUAUUAAUGUAUCAAACUAUGAAUCCUUAUCAUUCAACAUUAUCAAAAACUAAUAAUUGGACUUCACAACCAAAUCUUGUUACUCGAGAAGCAGUAUUGAAAGCAGCACGUCGAGUUUUUGCUCCUGGUGUAAUCGAUCAAUUAACUUCAAAUACAAGAUCAUCAACUCAUUAA
This is a messenger RNA of Adineta steineri, 2166 nucleotides long. The record is from the annotation of a GenBank genome assembly. Lineage: Eukaryota; Metazoa; Rotifera; Eurotatoria; Adinetida; Adinetidae.